This is a messenger RNA of Suillus subalutaceus, 1624 nucleotides long. RefSeq lists its product as uncharacterized. Bases 229 to 1293 code for a protein of 354 amino acids. The record is from RefSeq and is a predicted model, not a curated record. NCBI's taxonomy places the organism in Eukaryota, Fungi, Basidiomycota, Agaricomycetes, Boletales, Suillaceae. The transcript has 3 exons.
UUUUCAACCUGUUUCUUUCCUUCCUUCCUUCCAUCUGCGCUGCCCCCCAAACUCCAAUAUUGAACUGUUUUUCAACUACACUUCUAGAACCUGAUCGCCGUUGUCAUCUAGACGGCAACCCUUUUUGAAUUUACCCACCUUUUUUUCAAGACGUCCAACCUGCGAGCACCAACCCAUACCACCGUUUCGCCUUCUAGCUCAAUAAGCGUACGAAACGGUGCAGCAAGAAUGGCAAACCCUUCUUCAUCACACCAUGAGCGUGACCGCGAACGUGAACGCGAGCGUGAACGAGAGCACCGUCACCGCUCAGAGCGACACCACCAUCACCGAACCAUUUCUUCAACAACCCUCCUACUCGUCCUUUCCCUAGUUCUUGCAGUUCUCGCAGUCAUGCUUUCGCUACCCGCAUCCAGUAGUACAAAGGCAGCAGCAGGAGGUGCAGGAGGUGGAGCAGAGGAUCCUGCUGCAUCUGGACUCUGGGGUUAUCUAACUCCCAAACGAUCGCAAGCGCUUGUAGCUCGCGAGAGCUCUGUUGCUGGUCGUGAAGCUGAAGUAGCACGUCGCGAAGCAGAGCUUCUUGUUGGCGCACCUGGUGGUGUUCUUCCUGUUCAACAAUCCCCGGUCGUUUGUCCUGUAUGCCCUACCGCUACGGUCGUAGAUUUCGCACCUGCUCAGACCAUCAUCAAAGAAGUCGUAAAGGAAGCAGACCUUGCACCUCCAGGGUGGUGGAAGGAGGCCAAUGCUCGUGCCGAGGAGAUUCUAGAUCGCGAGCUCAGAGUUAGCGAACGAGAACGCGAGAUUACUCGGCGCGAGGAGAGUGUUAACAGGAGAGAGCAUGAUUCUUCCAGACGCGAGGCUUGGAUAAUGGAGCAGCUUGUUCUCAUCAACAACGAUGGAGCUUCCCUCGAGGAAGAAGUUUUUUAUGAGCCUGCUGGUGGCAAGCGGAAACUCAAGGAGCUUUCUCCCAUGAUAAUCGCCGAAACUGAAACAAAAACCAUCAUUCAAUAUGAAACUUUACCUGCCUCCACUGUCACGGUUCCCCCACCUGCCAAUACCCGUUUUGCUGCAUUCCCUACGCCUGAAGUCUUUUCAUCGUUCUACACAACUCAAAUUCCCAGAACUACGGCCAUCACUGUUGAAGAAGAUAUCAUUCGUGAGCCCCUGCUGGCUGAGGAGGUAGAUGAGUAUGAGGUGGAAGAGUUCGAGGAUGAAGAUGUGAGAGCAGUUACACUGCGCCGCAAUGCCCGGCCGAACCGGCGUCCGCCACCAAAUUCACGUGGCUGGUUGUGGUAAAUGGACCUUUUUCGCCAACUUUGCUCUUUUCUUUAUUCCUUUAACCACCUGCUUCAUCUUUAUUCCUGUUUCUUUCUUCUUCAUCGCUGCGUGGUUUCCUAUGACUUCAUUCUACUUCAGCCUUGCCAUCUCCCUUUACACACGACACGACAACUCACGGUUCACGGACUGCGUUUGAUACGUACGGAUUGAGACGGCCUAUGACAUGACGAUGGGAUUCACUGCUUUCUUGAGUAUGUAGUAUAGGUUACGCUACAAUUCUUUGACUACUUAUAGCCCCUGUUCUUGGAAAUAUACAAUUUAGCGGCGGGCCUUCGCUGUGCAUACUUUC